Penicillium verrucosum is the source of this 1488-nucleotide messenger RNA. RefSeq lists its product as uncharacterized. The record is from RefSeq and is a predicted model, not a curated record. Lineage: Eukaryota; Fungi; Ascomycota; Eurotiomycetes; Eurotiales; Aspergillaceae. The transcript has a single exon. The coding region runs from base 1 to 1488 and encodes 495 amino acids.
AUGACGCGCAUUCAACCUCACGAAUACAGCCGUCCUUCGUAUCCCCACCCUUCACAGAAUUCCCUCGGAACAGUACCAUCCGGCCUGCGCUCAGGGUUCAGUCCAGUCUCCCAGUCCGUGUCUGUGGUAGUGAGGAAUCCACCUACGACCGAUACCGCAUCAGAGAGCAACCAAGAGACACGUGGAGGGGCAAACCUGACCGGAAGUGAUCCACGUGAAAGAGACAUUCUCGAAAACGAUCUAUACUAUGCGCCGAUGCCAGUGGGCGUAGCUCAACACAGCGAAGGAGAUGGGUCAAGGCUGAUGUCGGGAUCAACCACCAACAGAGGCACGAAACGCAAUCACAACGACGACGAUGAGCUCGAUGGCGACUCUUCACGGCAGCAUAGACGUCUCACGACCAAAGAAGAAGUAGCGCUCUUCGAGAUCUGCAACCAAAACGCAGACACUUUCGGCAGCCGCAGUAAUCUGUGCAAGUGGUGGAUAUCCAUCGCUGCCGAGUUCAAGCGCACCCAUGAGGGCCGCUCAUACUCGUGGCACUCGGUGCGGCGCAAAGUCGAAAUGGUCACGAGGCAACGCAUCAAGUUUCUCGAAGACCAGCGACAGCGGGGCUCAAACGCACCCGGUUCAACGGCCGAAGAAUUGAUGAACCCGCAAUGGCUCGCUGCCGUCGAUGCCUGGCUUCCGACCUGGCAGCGGUGGGAAGAAGCCGAGAACCGGCGCAUUGCAAGGCGUGACGAGAUUAAGAAGCGUAGACAGCCGCAGCCCUGGCGCCAGAAUUCCAAUAACGGAGACCAGGACCCCUGGCGGAAUCCGCCUGGAUCAUCUGCCACUAGCCCAACCGAUGUCAACGCCGCAAUGAUGAGUAUGAUGCACCAGCAUGUCACGAAUCCCGUCGGUGAUGCUGCACUCCCAGCUACCAGCCCUACGCCCUCGCCCUCAAUUACUGGCCCUGCGCCCCCUGCGCAUUUCCUCGAAUCACCAUCCACCCCUGUCUCUGGGACCACCCCACUAAAACUACCACCGGGGUUCGAGAAUAUGUUCUCAACCCCACAACUCACCUCACAAGUCACACCUCUUCCCUCCAUAUCCACUCCGCCAGCUCCACCAUCCGACGGCCGUAUGGUCUCAGCCGUUAUCGAAACCCUGGGAAGACUCAACAAACAUCUAGAUGCCGCACCAGGGAGUGGUAUAGACAUGAGUGUUGCCUCACCUGUGGUCUCGGCUUUGGUACAGACUGCCUCGGAACCACCGGUUUUGGCUUCUCCCCGGCAACCACAGCACUCGCAAGUACAGCAACAGCCGCAUCCACAGCAGGGUCUCACUCACUUCCAAUUCGAGCAAAUGAAAGAAGAGCUCCGGCGCGAGAUGCAGGCCCAGUUUCGAGGUGAGCUGGAGCGUGAACGUCUUGCGAUGGAAGAAAAGCUGGAUUCUGUGCAGCGGACUCAGGAUCUGAUUCUUGAGAUGUUGAGACAAGAGCCUGCUUGA